Molecule: messenger RNA, 1053 nt
Organism: Cadophora gregata
Lineage: Eukaryota; Fungi; Ascomycota; Leotiomycetes; Helotiales; Ploettnerulaceae
Exons: 2
Coding region: 1-1053 (350 amino acids)
Biological process (GO): modification-dependent protein catabolic process; protein ubiquitination
Cellular component (GO): nucleus; cytoplasm
Molecular function (GO): ubiquitin protein ligase binding; protein tag activity
Source: RefSeq, a predicted model, not a curated record
AUGAUUACUUUGGAGGCACAAGCGAGCGAUAGUGUUCUUGAGGUAAAACACAACUUGCAAGCAAAAGGAGUUUUACCGGUUAAUCAGCAGCGCCUGGUAUAUGCUGGCCGCCAGCUACUAGAUGAAAGAACUCUUGCAGAUUACAACAUAUGGAAUGGAGCCAUCCUCCAAGUGGUACUAAAGCUCCGUGGCGGUGGUGAUGGGCGAUUUGAUGUCAGGGUCCAACUUCCGGACAAAAGAGAGAUCGUAAUCCGUCUCGAAUCAUCCGACAUCAUCCAGUAUCUCAGGGCAUUGAUUGCGGCUAGCGAAGACAUACCCCCAAGAAACCUAUCGGUUUACUGUGGUGAAACUCGACUACAAGAUGGAAGAUCGCUGAAGGAUUACAGGAUCUCAGAGAAUUCCACGGUACGGGCAGUCUGCUCGAUACCUGGGCCACAACAAGAUGAUCGAACAUCCAUGUCUCCGGGCUUCGAAGGUGUAAUCAUCAAACCAAGCCUGCUAUGCUCACCCUCUUCGUUUGGACAAGCUGCUCAACUUCGCAGUCAACAGGAGGAACAAGUUGAUUUCGAGGAUUCUCGGGAGCUGUGUCUCUCGCAGCCAGAAACGGAAUCCCAAGACUCAACAGGAUCUUUUUCGUGCCUCCAAAGGGAUUUUCCACGAUAUCUCACUCCCAACUCUCCGCAGGGAUCUGAAGUCCCCAUCGAUGGUCCUUCAUUCUUAAGCUUUCAAGCAAUAAUGCCCACUCCAUGCACACCGCGAAUGAGCAAAUCAGUCAGAGGUUUCAGAUGCGACGACCCAAGCUGCCUCAAAGUAUUCCCAACUCCCCAAGCUCGCCGAAAGCACUUACGCUACCACAACAGACCACAUAGAUGUCAGCAGUGCGACAGAAGCUUUGGAACAGUCACGCAUCUCACUCGACACGUCAAUGAUAUUCAUGAGAAGCAGAUCCAUUAUUGUCCGGUUGGUGGAUGCGAGUAUUCGUUGGCGGCGGGGAAUGGGAAAUCUUUUGCUAGGGAGUGGAAUUUGAUGAGGCACUUGAGUAACAUGCAUUAG